Messenger RNA from Paralichthys olivaceus (Japanese flounder), 5030 nucleotides. RefSeq names its product intersectin 1 (SH3 domain protein) (gene itsn1). The record is from RefSeq and is a predicted model, not a curated record. Gene Ontology annotation, molecular function: guanyl-nucleotide exchange factor activity; calcium ion binding; molecular adaptor activity. Gene Ontology annotation, cellular component: plasma membrane; intracellular vesicle; presynaptic membrane. Gene Ontology annotation, biological process: positive regulation of Rho protein signal transduction; clathrin-dependent synaptic vesicle endocytosis; endosomal transport. Lineage: Eukaryota; Metazoa; Chordata; Actinopteri; Pleuronectiformes; Paralichthyidae.
GAUAAACUCUGUGGAGUUUCGGCGUCAGUCUGCGCAGUCACCAGCAGGGGCGCUGUUUCCCCCCUCCACGUCCCUGCGAUCCGGGCGAACCAACCGAGCGAGUUCUCGCGAUAUUUCCCCCCCAUCAGUGCUGACGUCUCGCGAUACUUCGGUGGCGUUACCCCAUUUUCCAACCUUCCCUCUCGGUCGCUCGGAUUUUCGGCUCCAGCGGAGAAGCGCCGCAAAGAGGCUGAGGCGACAGAACGGGUCCGGAGCCGGAGGAGAGGCCGAGACAUCGACUUCCAGGGUCCGGGACACACGUCAACACACAACGAGCGGCUUCCCCCGGGGUUUCAUCAUGGAGGCUGAACUAUGAGGUGUUGUGUAGCUGCAGACGACUGAGUGAACCAUGGCACAGUUCCCCACCACAUUCACAGGUCCAGAUGUGUUUCUGAUCUCAGUGGAUGAGAGAGCCAAGUAUGAUCAGCAGUUUCACAGCCUCUCUCCGACUGCAGGGGGUUACAUCACAGGCGACCAGGCCAGGAACUUCUUCCUCCAAUCAGGCCUACCCCCUCCUGUCCUGGCCCAAAUCUGGGCUCUGGCUGACAUGAACAGUGAUGGUCGAAUGGAUAUCUACGAGUUCUCUAUCGCCAUGAAACUCAUCAAGCUGAAACUCCAGGGUCACCCGCUGCCCCCUUCACUCCCUCCCAGUAUGAAACAACCCCCCCUGCCUUUACCCCCACAGACCGGCUUCGGCAUGCCCCCCAUGCCCCCGAUGGCUUCCAUCCCAGUUCCUCUUUCAGCCGUGCCCCCUCUACCCCUACCCCCUCUGCCCGUCGGUGUGUCUCCCCCACUGGUCUCAUCUGCCCCGCCUCCCCUCCCCCAGCCCAUCGCAAAUGGAGCUCCUCCCACAGGCAUGAUCCAGCCCAUCUCAGGCUUCUCCCACCCAGCUCAACCUGUCAACAAGUCAACUUCAUUCAACCGUUCCAGUACUAAGCUGCAGAAGGGAUCAUCAUUUGAUGCUGCUGGCAGUCAGCCCCCCUGUGAUUGGGCUGUUCCUCAGUCCUCAAGGCUGAAGUACAGACAGCUUUUUAAUUCACACGACAAGAUGAUGAGUGGACACCUCACAGGUCCACAGGCUCGCACUAUCCUGAUGCAGUCUAGUCUUCCUCAGGGCCAGUUGGCCACAAUAUGGAGUCUGUCAGAUAUCGACCAGGAUGGAAAACUGACGGCUGAGGAGUUCAUCUUGGCCAUGCACCUCAUCGAUAUGGCCAUGUCAGGGUUACCGCUGCCCCCUGUGUUACCACCAGAUUACCUCCCACCCACAUUCAGGCGUGUGCGAAGCGACAGUGUUCAGUCGGACCAGAAGAGCGUUCAGGAGGAAAUAGAGGAGGAGACUGAGAGCAGCCAAGAUAAGAAACUACCAGUGACAUUUGAGGAUAAGAAGAGGGAAAACUUUGAGCGAGGAAACCUGGAGUUGGAGAAGAGACGUCAAGCUCUGCAGGAGCAACAGAGGAAAGAGCAGGAGCGACUGGCUGCUCUGGAGAGAGAGGAACAGGAGAGGAAGGAGCGUGAACGUCUCGAGCAGGAGAGGAGACGACAACAGGAACUGGAAAAGCAGCUGGAGAGACAGAGAGAGUUGGAGAGGCAUAGAGAGGAGGAGAGACGCAAAGAGAUCGAGAGAAGAGAGGCUGCUAAACGUGAAUUAGAGCGUCAGCGUCAGUUGGAGUGGGAGCGACAACGACGGCAGGAGCUUCUGACUCAAAGGAACCGAGAGCAGGAGAGUAUAGUGCUGCUCAAAGCCAGGAAGAAGACCCUGGAGUUCGAACUUGAGGCUCUGAAUGAUAAGAAGACCCAGCUGGAGGGCAAACUGAAGGACGUUCGCUUCCGUCUGUCAGCUCAGCGGAGAGAGGUGGAGCAGACCAAUCAGACGAGAGAAACACGCAUCGCCGAAAUCACCCUGUUACAACAGCAGCUGCAGGACUCACAGCAGUGGCUCGGGAGGCUAAUUCCUGAUAAACAGAGUCUCAAUGAUCAGUUGAAACAGGUUCAACAGAACAGUUUGCACCGUGACAGUCUGUCAUCCCUGCAGAAGGCUGUGGAGCAGAAGGAAACCAGCAGAGAGCAGCUCAGAGAGCAGCUGGAUGCUGUGGAGAGAGAGACGAGGGCCAAACUGCUGGAAAUAGACGCGUUCAACACUCAGCUGAAGGAGCUGCGGGAGAUCCACAGCCGGCAGCAGCGACAGAGACAGAGAGAGCUGGAGGGAGACACACACACACUGACACACACACACUCUCACAUACACACUCCGAUCGAGAGGAAGUCUGUUGAGCUGCACGAGAGCAGGUUGUCUUCAGACGAAGGUGUCUCCUGGAGGGAUGAAGCAGGAAUCUCUGCCCCCAACCCUCCGAGCCCAACCUCCAUCUCUGCCCCUGAUGCCUGGCUGAACAGAGUGACUCAGGAGGAGGAGGAGAGGAAGAGGAGAGGAAUGGAGGAAGAAGAAGAAGGCCGGAAGAGUGCAGGAUCAGCAGAAGAGAAAGAGGACGAGGGAAGAAGCAAGAAGGACAUGCAAGAUAAAUUAAGCAAGCUGUUCGGUCAGCCGGCUGACCCCUGGGCUUCAUCAGUGGAGAAAACUCCAGGACCCAGUCUCUUUGACCAGAAGACAGUCGUCAGCGGCUUCGACCAGCAGCAGCAGAAUCAGAAUCAGCAGCAGAAUCAGAAUCAGCAGAAUCAGAAUCAGCAGCAGAAUCAGAAUCAGCAGCAGCAGCCCCCUGUGAAGGUGGUGUACUACAGGGCUCUGUAUCCAUUUGAUGCUCGCAGCCAUGAUGAGAUCAGUAUCGCUCCCGGAGACGUAAUCAUGGUGGACGAGUCUCAAACAGGUGAACCCGGCUGGCUGGGCGGAGAGCUCAGGGGGAGGACGGGUUGGUUUCCAGCUAAUUACGCAGAACGGAUACCAGACAGUGAAGCACCGAUCAGCCUGCGCUCCACAGCCUCAGUCACACCCACGUCUGCCCAGCAGCCAAUGUCAACACCUCCUCCGGCACCUGGACACGCCCCCUCAUCCUCCGCCAACAGUAACUGGGCCGACUUCAGCACAACUUGGCCGUCAAAUACAGCCAGCCAAUCAGACAGCGAGGGUUGGGACGCGUGGCCGACCUCUUCAACCAGUCAGAAUCCAUCGCUCAGUGUUCCCUCGGCGCAACUACGGCAACGCUCUGCCUUCACACCUGCUACCAUGACAACAGGCUCCUCCCCCUCACCUGUGCUGGGACAGGGGGAGAAGGUCGAGGGUCUUCAGGCUCAGGCUUUGUAUCCCUGGAGAGCAAAGAAGGACAACCACCUCAACUUCAACAAAAAUGAGAUAAUAACAGUGUUGGAGCAGCAGGACAUGUGGUGGUUGGGUGAACUGCAGACUGGACAGAGAGGCUGGUUCCCCAAAAGUUACGUGAAGCUCAUCUCCGCCACCGUGACAGCUCCUGUCGUCGCCACAGCACGCAGCAAAAACACCAGUGAGUCCGGUGUAUCAGAGAGUCCGCCCAAUGGAAAACGACCCACCCCUUCCCCAACAAAACCCUCCGAGUCUGGUGAAGAGUACGUGGCCAUGUACACGUACGAGAGCAGUGAACAAGGCGACCUGAGUUUCCAGCAGGGAGAUAUCGUCAUGGUGACCAGGAAAGAAGGAGAUUGGUGGACAGGCGUGGUCAGCGGCAAAACGGGAGUCUUUCCAUCCAAUUACGUUAAACCUCGAGACUCUGCAUCAGAAUCUUUGGGACCAGCAGGGAAGACGGGCAGCUUGGGAAAGAAACCAGAGAUCGCUCAGGUGAUCGCCCCCUACAGUGCUACAGGGGCAGAGCAGCUGACGUUGGCUCCUGGGCAGCUCAUCCUCAUCAGGAAAAAGAACCCAGGGGGCUGGUGGGAGGGUGAGCUCCAGGCUCGGGGGAAAAAGCGCCAAAUAGGUUGGUUUCCCGCCAAUUACGUGAAGCUGCUCAGUCCCAGCACCAGUAAGACGACGCCCACAGAGCCGACGCCUCCUAAACUGGCUCCGGCCAGCACAGCUGUGUGUCAGGUGAUCGGCAUGUACGACUACCUGGCGCAGAACGACGACGAGUUGGCCUUCCAGAAGGGUCAGGUGAUCACAGUGCUCAACAAGGACGACUGUGAUUGGUGGAAAGGAGAGCUCAACGGGAAGGAGGGUCUGUUUCCCAGCAACUACGUCAAACUCACCACGGAUACUGACCCGAGCACGCAGUGAUCAUAUCAUUACCCAGAACCCCCCUCUCCUCAAAGCCCUCAAAGAGACCCACUAGGCCACGCCCACUAGGCCACUCAACCAAUGGGACAGCUCCAAGAGGUCACAUGACCCGGAAAUGGCGACUCUCCACCAAUAGAAGCCAGAGAGAGACAGACAGACUGUAACGUUUAAGCGCCCUCUGGUGGCGAGAACUCUGUCUAUGCAUGGCUCUGACUGGACUUGGCCAAACUCUGUUUAUCUGAGGCUCUGGCUCCAAACAGCACUGUUCAACAGGAGGAGAUCAAUAGUCAGGACUCCUCUCCAACUUUCCUCUCCUCCUCCUCCCUCUCUCUCGUCCUCUCGUCUUCUGUUUUCCCUCUUUUCUUUCCUGGCUCCUUGUCUCUGUCGCUUGGAAGGUGCUAAGUUAAGGAGGGAAGGAAGAAAGGAGGAGAGGAAAAGAGGAGACGAGACUAUUGAUCUCCUCUCUCCCAGAUUGGACUGAUGUUUUACCUGUACACACACACACACUCACACACACACUCACACACACACACUCACACACACACACACACACACACACACACACGUUAGCUCGUUCAGUGGAUAGUGGGUCAUUUUGUGGCUUCAUGGGAGAAUCUGUCAUUAGCUCAGCUCCUCCCUCCUCUUUGUUUUUUUUCAACCUCGCUCCCAUUGGUUCAGCGGCUUCAUCCAACCUGUCAGUCACAAGUGAUGGCCCCGCCCCUCACUAACCCCUCCCACAGCUUCACAGAACGACCCACUAUCUGCUGGAGGGCGGGUCUCAAUAAAGUCUUUCACUCUC